UCUCCGUGCUGGUUGAGACCGGCAGAAAGCAGCCGGAGCUUCUGCAGAGACAUUCCGCGGGCCAUGUCCGCUCAGCGCCUCCUGAGGACCCGCUGCUUCCCGCGGCUGCCCGCCGCCAUGCUCCGACGCUACAGCCUGGACGCCUCCAACCCGCUGCUCCGCACGCAGGGCUACGUCAACGGCCGCUGGCUCUCCGCUGCCUCGGACUUCCCGGUGGUGGACCCGGCUACCGGGGACGAGAUUGCCCGGGUGUCCAACUGCGGCCCGGCGGAGGCCAAACAGGCCGUGGACGCGGCGUACGAGGCGUUUCAUUCCUGGAAGCGGAACAGUGCCAAGGAGCGGAGCGUCGUGUUGAGGAAGUGGUUCGACCUGAUGAUGCUGUACAAAGAAGAGCUGGCUCAGAUCAUCACCUACGAAUGUGGUAAACCCAUGUCUGAGUCUCUGGGGGAGGUGGCGUACUCCGCCUCCUUCCUCGAGUGGUUUUCAGAGGAGGCUCGACGAGUCUACGGAGAUUUUGUCCCAUCGCCCGCCAAAGACCGAAAAAUCCUCCUCCUGAAACAGCCUGUGGGCGUGGCCUCCAUCAUCACACCGGUGAGCAGCCAAUCAAAAGCAGGUCCCACCAGAGUACUGCAAAAUAGCCCGCCCUCAAAGCUUUUAACUGUGAAGUAUAAUUUAUGAAGAUGGCAAAACCCGUUUGUAGGGCGGCUUCCUUCCCACACAGCUACACUUUUUAUAAAAGUAGUGCUGCUGAAAAUGGCAGCUGACACCGUGAAAAAAGCGUCCAUGGAACUGGGAGGCCACGCCCCCUUCAUUGUGUUCGACAGCGCCGACGUGGACCAGGCGGUGUCCGGAGCCAUGGCCUCCAAGUUCAGAAACUGUGGACAGACGUGCGUGUGCUCCAACCGGUUUCUGGUGCAGAGUGGAAUCCACGAUGGCUUCAUGGACAAAUUGGGCAGAGCGAUGGACGCCGAGCUCCGGCUGGGUCACGGGUCAGAGCCCGGGACGACCCAGGGGCCGCUCAUCAACACUAGAGCUGCAGAGAAGGUGGUCAAGCAGAUCGCGGAUGCCGUGUCCCGGGGAGCCACGGUGCUGAAGGGGGGGAAGCGUCUGGAAGGGUCCUUCAUGGAACCCACUCUGCUGUCCGACGUCACCACGGAGAUGAUCUGCACCAAGGAGGAGACCUUUGGCCCGCUGCUGCCAGUCAUCAGGUUUAAUACAGAGGAGGAAGCUCUGGCUAUCGCUAACGCGUCUAAUGUCGGGCUGGCAGGUUACUUCUUCUCUCAGGACGUCAGUCAGAUCUGGCGGGUGAUGGAGGCGUUGGAGGUGGGGAUGGUUGGGGUCAACGAGGGCCUCCUCUCCACCCCAGAGGCAGCGUUUGGAGGAGUCAAACAGUCCGGGUUGGGUGUUGAAGGUUCCAAGUACGGCAUUGACGAGUAUCUGGAGGUCAAGUACAUGUGCUUCGGAGGCCUGAAACCAUGAGUGUGGACCAGAUGACCGCGGCCAUAAGAUCUCCGCUUCAUAGAAGCUAUAAAUCAGUCCUGAAGAAGACCUCAGUAGUGCGUCACCCUCUUUGUAAAGAUGAUCAAUUAUUAACAUGCAGAUCCAUCAUGACUACUCUGACGUUAGGAGCAGCAGUGGCGUUGGAGCUUAGCGGUAGCUUAGCAUUCUAAGAAGAUGUAAUAGGUAACAUUACACCCUUCAGAUGGUUUCCAUAGUAAAGUUUAAGCAGUCACUUGGACCAAGUUAGAUCUACACUUUUAUUGUUUUACUUUUACAACAUGAGUAAACUAAAUUUAAAGAAUUAAUCUUUCAAAUGUCAACGUAAACUCUUAAGUUGCAUUGUAAAUAAUAACAAAGCAGUUAAAUGAAAAGCUACUUAUGAGCCAUGUGCGUAGUUACGGUUGCUACCCGGUGUUGAUGUUUAAAUGUUAGUGAUAAUGAAGCUGUACCCAAUUAGAAGUAUUUAAGUAUAGUUAUACUCCUGUGGCUUUAAAUGAUUCCUCUAUUAUAUUUACUACUUAAUACAUUUAAUGUCCAUUUAUAAGUAAGAAUCUAUGACGUCAUCGCAGCACAAUUAUUUCUACAGAGGCUCAUGAGUUCAGUUUAAAUGAAAAAAAUAAUAGAUCAAAACUUUUGUAAAAUAAUUGUUAAACAUUCUUAAGCCAGCAGGUUCAUAUAUAUGUACAUCUGUAUAUAUACAUGUAUUCCUAAUGAAGCAACUACUUUUAUACUAACAAGCUUUCAAAUUUGGUGAAUUUAAUGAGCCCUUUAUUAAUUUAAAGCAUGUUCUAUUUGACAGACAGACAGGCUGACAGACAGACAGGCUGAGAUUAAUCCUGGAGUCUCAUGUGUUUAACAGUUGAGGGCGAUGUAUAAAGUCCCAUCACCUGUUCCUUCGUGAUGUUGGAUGAAGAAGCACUGAUACGGAGACGUGAGAGGAUGUUUGAGGGCAGACCAGCGUGAAGCUUCUCACCAUCACACACACGUCUGUAUGGCACUGAGCUUUGCUGCAAGCGGCAUCUUUUUAUAUGUCAAACUGUAAAUAAAGGCACUAUUUGCUGUCAGAA
Gasterosteus aculeatus aculeatus (three-spined stickleback) is the source of this 2567-nucleotide messenger RNA. The record is from RefSeq and is a predicted model, not a curated record. Lineage: Eukaryota; Metazoa; Chordata; Actinopteri; Perciformes; Gasterosteidae.